Messenger RNA from Cylicostephanus goldi, 540 nucleotides. NCBI's taxonomy places the organism in Eukaryota, Metazoa, Nematoda, Chromadorea, Rhabditida, Strongylidae. The record is from the annotation of a GenBank genome assembly.
AUGCAAUGGUGUGCUUUGGUGCUGUUGUUAGUGUUGCGACAGCACAUCUGUGGCGCGGGUGAGAUUGCUGAAUGGGUGCGGUGGGGUGCUUAUGGUUGGAGUGGCUUGAUGUUGACGUUAGUGUUGCAACAGCACUGCAGUCAUGGCGUUAAGUAUUGCAACUGUGCUGCAGUUGUGGCACUACGGUGGGGUUGGGAUAAAAUCGAGUGGUUUGGUGUUGAUAGUGUUGUAGCGCAUUGCGACUGCGGUUGGGGUUGGUGUGGAAUGGAGUGGUUUGGUGUCGAUUUGUUGAAACCGCACUGCAUCUGUAGCGCUGGUGAGAUUGUGUGUUGGGGUAGAAUGGAAUGGUUUGGUGUUGAUGUUAGUGUAGCAACAGCACUCUGCGGCGCGGGUGAAGUUGCUGAAUGGUGCGGAUUGGUGCGGAUGGUAGUGCUGCAACAGCACUGCGGUUGUGCUGUGGUGGAACUGGAAUGGAAUGGUGAGAAAUGGAAGGCGCGGCUGGUGUUGGAAUUAGAAGUGGAACGGUGUGGAUUGACGUGA